Fusarium keratoplasticum is the source of this 474-nucleotide messenger RNA. RefSeq lists its product as uncharacterized. The transcript has a single exon. The record is from RefSeq and is a predicted model, not a curated record. Bases 1 to 474 code for a protein of 157 amino acids. NCBI's taxonomy places the organism in Eukaryota, Fungi, Ascomycota, Sordariomycetes, Hypocreales, Nectriaceae.
AUGGCCUCUAUCAAGCGACCUGCCCACAAUGUUGAAGAGUGGAUUCAGUUGGCCAACCCUGACAAGCUUCGCAACGAGCGCAUCGUGGAGACGUCAAACAUUCUCCUCAACACCCUCGCUGACUGGGAGGUAAAAGGAGAAUGCCGGUAUCUCACAGAGAGAAUGGACCAGCUCAAGGACCUCAUGGCGGAGCAAGAGAACACUCAAAACAACCCUGCAACAACACCUGAAGAAGGAUCAGCCUUGCAGGACAAGAUCAACAAGCUCAGGUUCGAGGGCAACGCCGUGUUGCUGUGGCUUAAGAUGUCGGAUGCCGAGCGUAUGACUGUUUGCCGAGCUUUUGAUAGGAAGAACUGCUUCAACGGUCACCAGAUGGGUAAACAAUUGCUCGAGAGACUUUGGAAGUUGGAGAAGGUGGAGAUGAGGCUUAACAGUGAGGCCUUGCGAAAGUUCCAGCAGUUCUUCAUGGACUAG